CCUCCGCACCUCUGACAGCCGCCUCGACAACCUCACUGAUUCUACACAACUAAACGCAAAAAAAAUACAUACAUCCUGUAUCUAUAAAUGCGAUUGUAUAGGGCGCAAUAGGAAUAACUAACUCAUGUACAUAGUGCGUCCGGACACAGAAAACGCGUGUGUAAGAUCAAAAUAAAAAAACAUUGUUGUGUCAUGUGAAUCUGUGUUGAUCCAGAGGCUAUAUUCGGCGGCUGUCUAUAAGGUGUCAUGCAGAAAGGAGUAUUUCAAUAUGAUAAUUAAUACUGAAGACGUGGUUACAGUAUAAUAAAGAACAAUGACGUCAAACAAGAAGUAACAUUACGAAACUCUUAACGGAAAACAGACGAUUCGGUCUUAACGAUGAAAAAUAUGGGAAAUUCGAAGAUGAAAAACAGAGCACAUUAAAUGGAGAACACAUGGAGUCGCGUGUGCAGAUGAGUCACUCUCUGCCGAGCAAGCGACAGGAAACUUAUAGAAGCUGUUCGCAGUCAUUGCCCCUUGAUAUUCUAUGGUUGCCGCGGUCGUCAUUUCGGCCCGCGGAGGGCGAGCUGGCAGACUGCGUGCUGGUGGUCGGGGUGUCGCGGCCCAAGCUUGCCGCGGCCCUCCUCUCAGUUACGCUUCUCUCUCUAUUCCUCACAUUCCACGUCCUCUACGAUAGCGCUCUUUACAGCAUACAGGCGGCGAGCAUGGCGUCAGCUGCCAGCGAGGGCCGCAAGAUAUUACAGAGUCAAGAAAGCGGUCGUUCAAUAAGCCACCCAAUGGCUUUAAGAAAAAGGUUGAAAGCGCCUCGCGCUCCGAGGCCUGCCCGCCGACUCCCCCAGGCCUUAAUAGUAGGAGUACGUAAGUGUGGGACGCGUGCUCUUUUAGAGAUGCUGUACCUUCACCCAAUGGUCCAGAAAGCGUCAGGAGAGGUUCACUUUUUUGACCGUGACGAAAAUUAUGCCCUUGGCCUGGAAUGGUAUCGAAGCAAAAUGCCGCUUUCGUUUAAAGGCCAAAUAACAAUAGAAAAAAGCCCCAGCUACUUCGUUACCCCCGAGGUGCCAGAGAGAGUUCGCGCAAUGAAUUCCUCAGUAAGACUUCUCCUCAUAGUCCGAGAGCCAGUAACUCGUGCAAUUUCCGACUACACUCAACUGCGUAGUCGAGCCACGCCGUCUGCGCCUGCAGUAUCCCUGGUGGGGCAUCCUUUGCCUGAUGCUGCAAAACCAUUUGAACAUCUUGCGCUGGCGCCGGAUGGCUCCAUUAAUAUCGCGUACAGGCCGAUAGCAAUAUCGUUGUACCAUGCCUAUUUUCACCGGUGGUUGGAAGUGUUCCCUCGGGAACAGAUUCUGGUGGUCAACGGAGACCAAUUAAUAGAGGAUCCGGUACCGCAGUUGCGACGAAUCGAGAAAUUCCUAGGACUUGAACAUAAAAUUGGAAGAAAAAACUUCUACUUCAACGAAACUAAAGGAUUCUACUGCUUGCGUAACGACACCACGGACAAGUGCUUGCGAGAAACAAAAGGACGCAAGCACCCUCGGGUAGAUCCCGCAGUCGUCACGAAAUUACGAAAGUUUUUUGUGCAGCACAACCAGCGGUUUUACGAUUUAAUCGGAGAAGACCUCGGAUGGCCCGAGGAUUGACUUAAGAGAUACCGACUAAUCAACAGAUUGAUCCAUCGAUUAAUCUGUUGAAAAUUAAAUCUUGUGAUCAAAUACAUAU
Pararge aegeria (speckled wood butterfly) is the source of this 1716-nucleotide messenger RNA. It is a transcript of the gene Hs3st-A, whose product is annotated as heparan sulfate glucosamine 3-O-sulfotransferase 1. The transcript is spliced from 9 exons. The record is from RefSeq and is a predicted model, not a curated record. Gene Ontology annotation, molecular function: [heparan sulfate]-glucosamine 3-sulfotransferase activity. The coding region runs from base 435 to 1637 and encodes 400 amino acids. Lineage: Eukaryota; Metazoa; Arthropoda; Insecta; Lepidoptera; Nymphalidae.